AUGCCUGCAAACACCACUAGCCAGAAGAAGCGCAAUGCCUAUGCAGCGGUCGCUGUAGAUCCUGACACCGGGUACAGCACUCCAGGGGCAUUUGAGCUGGAGAGGUUGUUUUGGCAUGGAGCAGCCAAAUUCACACAUGUCAAUGAAGUUUUCCCCAAUCUUCACAUUGGAGAUGAAAAAACUGCUCUGGACCGCUAUGGUUUGGAAAAAAGUGGCUUCACACACAUUGUAAACGCAGCACAUGGGCGCUGGAAUGUGGAUACUGGAACAGAAUACUACAGUGAUAUGCCUAUUGAAUACUAUGGGGUAGAAGCAGAUGACUUGCCCACCUUUAACCUGAGCCAGUUCUUCUACCCGGCAGCGGAAUUCAUCCACAAGGCCCUGAGCAACCCCAGCAGUAAGGUGCUUGUGCACUGUGCAAUGGGACGCAGCCGCUCUGCUUCUCUUGUCCUUGCAUACUUGAUGAUCUAUGAGAAGAUGACCAUAGUUGAUGCCAUAGCUCAAGUCCUGAAGCAUCGCUGCAUUCUUCCCAACCGGGGCUUCCUGAAACAGCUAAGAGAACUGGACAUUCAGCUAGCACUGGAGAGAAGAGAAUCACGUACUACCACAAAUGGGGCUGAGGAGGAUCAGUAA
This is a messenger RNA of Staurois parvus, 633 nucleotides long. The record is from the annotation of a GenBank genome assembly. NCBI's taxonomy places the organism in Eukaryota, Metazoa, Chordata, Amphibia, Anura, Ranidae.